Messenger RNA from Oncorhynchus masou masou (cherry salmon), 2817 nucleotides. RefSeq names its product B-cell receptor CD22-like. Lineage: Eukaryota; Metazoa; Chordata; Actinopteri; Salmoniformes; Salmonidae. The transcript has 9 exons. The record is from RefSeq and is a predicted model, not a curated record. The coding region runs from base 751 to 2085 and encodes 444 amino acids.
GCAGAGGGACAGAAGACACUGACCUGUAGCACCACCUGUACUCUGACUGACAACCCCACCUACAUCUGGUACAAGAACGGACAGAUAGUAACUGACAACACUUCUCCCUAUUCAGUCCUCCCUGAUGCUGCAGACAGCUACUCCUGUGCUGUAAAAGGCCAUGAGGGUCUCCUCUCUCCUGCAGUGUGGUCAGAGCUGCAACAGAGUGACUUACACCAAGAGGAGAAUCUGUGUCUUGAAGGGGUCAACAGUGGACAUAUCCUGUACUGUUGGUUAUUAUUACACCACAUCAACAUUCUGGUUUAGAAGUGAUAAGUCGACCCCUGAAGACCUAACCAGAGACCCAGGGUAUGCAGGUCGUGUGGAGUAUACUGGAACAUACAGAGGUCCCUCCCUGAGAAUCACAGAUCUGAGAGAGGAGGACUCAGCUGAGUAUCGCUUCACUUUUAAAACACACAACAUUGAAUGGGGUCAUAGUUUCCCAGGAACAACUCUGUCUGUCACAGGUAAUACUACACUGUAUGAUACAGCUGUAAAUCAUAUUGAAUGACAGGAUAAAUAAAUUGACCAUCCUGUUGACACAGAGGUGUAUGUGGUUUUAUACAUAUUGUUUCAGGUCUGCAGGUGAAGGUGACUCCUGCUGCAGAAGGACAGAAGACACUGACCUGUAUCACCACCUGUACUCUGACUGACAACCCCACCUACAUCUGGUACAAGAACGGACAGAAUGUACAAGGUGUCUCCUCCCCCAUGUACUCCAUCAGCAGUGAGGAUGCAGACAGCUACUUCUGUGCUGUAAAAGGCCGUCUCAGCUCUCCUGCAGUGUAUAAACCAAAGACCUCAGUGUCAGUCAGUCCCUCUGGUGAAAUAGUGGAGGGCAGUUCAGUGACUCUGACCUGCAGCAGUGAUGCCAACCCACCUGUCCAGAGUUACACCUGGUGGUACAAGAAGAAUGGAGGUGACUGUCAGAGUAUGACAGGACCACAGCAUGUAUUCAGUCACAUCCAGUCAUCUGACAGUGGAGAGUACUACUGUGAGUCCCAGAAUGAGAUGGGGACAGACAGGUCUGGGACCAUCAACAUGGAUGUGAAAUAUGGACCAAAGAACCCCUCAGUGUCAGUCAGUCCCUCUGGUGAAAUAGUGGAGGGCAGUUCAGUGACUCUGACCUGCAGCAGUGAUGCCAACCCACCUGUGGACAAAUACACCUGGUACAAGAUGAACGUAACCUCACCAAAAGCAUCAGGACAGAGUUACAGCAUCACUAACAUCAUCUCUGAGGACAGAGGAGAAUAUUACUGUGAGGCUGAGAAUAAAUAUGGACGACUCAACUCUUCUUCUGUGUUUGUGAACGUUCAGUAUGCUCCAAAGAACCCCUCAGUGUCAGUCAGUCCCUCUGGUGAAAUAGUGGAGGGCAGUUCAGUGACUCUGACCUGCAGCAGUGAUGCCAACCCACCUGUGGACAAAUACACCUGGUACUUUCAAAAUGAGACUUUUCUAAAUGGAUGUGGACAGAUGUACAACAUCAGUAACUUCAAGUCAGUGGACAGUGGACAUUACCACUGUGAGGCCUGGAAUAGAAGAGGAUCUAGGAACUCUACAGCUCUGAUGAUCAUUUUACCAGUGAAACAGACCUCAGUCCUGACUGCAGCUGUAGGAAUCACAGUGGUUCUGGUUCUCAUCCUCUGUCUCUCUGGACUCAUGUGGUUCAGGAAGAAGGCCUCCAAAUCCACCUCUGACACAAGAGACACAUCAGAUAAUGUACAGGGAGACUCUAGUCCAGUGUAUGAAAACGUCUCAAGCAUGUCCACAGCCUCUACUGCAGCACAGACAGCAGCCACAGUCGACCAGGAUGAUGUUCACUACGCCAGAGUCCACUUCUCUCACUCCAAAAACCAGGAAGUGCCUCUGUACUCCACCGUCCAGCUGUGUAAACCCCAGAAACAGGAUGUCCAGUACGAUGCUGUGAAAUUCAACCUCCCCAGUGCUGCCACCCGACCCACGGCAGCACAAGCAGCUGAGGAGGACUUUUUUGAGAACUAUAGUAGAGUCAACAAACCCAGAAGACCUGAACACAACAAACCCUGAACCAAGAAGACAUGAACUCACCAAACCCAGAACCAAGAGUACCUGAACACAACAAACCCAGAACCAAGAGGACCUGAACACAACAAACCCAGAACCAAGAGGACCUGAACACAACAAACCCAGAACCAAGAGGACCUGAACACAACAAACCCAGAACCAAGAGUACCUGAACACAACAAACCCAGAACCAAUAGGACCUGAACACAACAAACCCAGAACCAUUAGGACCUGAACACACCAAACCCAGAACCAAGAAGACCUGAACACAAGUUUGACAUAAACCCUGUAUAUCUGGACCUGUAUAGUCCAACUAAGUGAUAUUAUUCUAUCAUAAGAUACGCCAUUUAGAAACACUUUUAACCAAAGUGACUUAUUAUGUGUGGAUACAUCUUUCAUGCCGGUGGUCCCAUUGGGACCCAUUCACCAUGCUGUACCAACUGAGCCACAGGACUACUGUAUUCACACUGGACUGCUGAUCUAGAGUCAGUUUUGCCUUUUAAACUAUGAUGAAUAAGAUAAUAUUUGUCAAGCACUUUUCAUUAUACAGAAUAAUAUACAGAACCUUGUAAAUUAUUUUUAUGUUAAAUAUUUUUCCUUUCAUGUUUUAAGUAACAUGGAACAGAAUCUGAACACAAUAACUUUGCUUUGUAUUUCUGAAACAGCCUCGAUGUCCAGUUAUAUUUUAUAUGAAGGCUGAGAACAUUAUAAAUAUAUGUUUUAAUUUCUUCUUGA